UGAAAUACCUACGGAGUACUAAUCGAGGUAAUCGGCCAAGUCACAGGAAAGCCGACUACAGCUCUCGAGUAUGAACGAAGAAAUCCACGAUCCGAAAUCACGCCCAGAACUCCCAAUCGAAAUAGACGAGAAAGAGAUAACAGAACUCCAACAAAGCAUCCGCGAGCUCGAAGCACAAUACUUCGAUGCAAGUAGCAUGGCUCCGCUCUCCGCGGCCUCAAUAGUAAGUAACCUCACACCACAUCCCAGAUCCGUGUGACACAAACCUACAAAACGGGAUUAACACAUCGAAAAGGCCGCAUUGGCACGACUUCGCGCCUACAAAGCACCACCGUUCGACUCGGUAUGGGAUCUUCUCCCUGUGAGUCGACGAGCCGCAGUGCUAGUUCUCCUCUUCGCUGACCGACGAGGAGACCUCCGAGUCGUACUAACCAUGCGAUCGAACACGCUCCGGAAUUUUUCCGGGCAAGCCGCUUUUCCAGGCGGAAAAGCCGAUUCCCUCUCCGAGACGCCUUUUGAGAUUGCGCGACGAGAAGCGAGUGAGGAAAUUGGUCUUCCUAGAUAUGAUCAUAAGAUUCCUAGUCCUUUUAAGAUAGAACAUUUAUGUCAAUUACCAUCUAGUCUCGCCAGGACUGCUUUAGCCGUGCGUCCUUGUGUUGCAUUUCUGCACGCUGAUGAUACGAGGGGGAAAGAUGCUAGUGUGGAGGAGGAUAUGAUUCCUAGACUUGAUGCACGGGAAGUAGCCGCUGUAUUUUCCGCGCCGUUUCACAAUUUUUUGCGUAUCGAAGAUGAGGUAAGGAAAGAAGAUGAAUCUUUAUUGCCUGGGAAGAAAAGUGAUUGGUAUAAUGGAGCUUGGCAUGAAUGGCACGAUACAAAGUGGCGUAUGCAUAAUUUCUAUGUACCGAUCACGAACCAAAAAGUAUCGAAGCCAAAGGUAAGGGAAGGGGGGCAGGCUGCUAUUGCGGAGGAGCUUGAUGAGCAAGAGGAGCAGGGAUUAACACGAUAUAAAGUCUGGGGGAUGACAGCGAGAAUUUUAGUUGGUGAGUGGAGAAUUUUUGUGAGGUAGAGUGGUGGGUCGAACGUACAUGACUAACUGGAAAUAUGUAGAUGCGGCUAGAAUUGCAUAUGAGGAAGAGCCAGAAUUUGAGGUAUGUUUCUUAACUGUGAUAUCAUUCGAAACUAAUCCUUAGAAUAGCAUAACUCACAUUUUGGUGAUGAUGACCUCAUUGCGAAACUACAGAGUACGGGUCAUCUUGAAGAGAAGAUAUCAGGUAAAAAGGAUGUGACAGCCACAGAAAUCAUCGAUGCCAGAAAGAAGAUAAAGGAAGAGAAAGCUGAAGCAAAAAUUUAGAGCAAAUAGAUAGUUCAGAUUGUUUAAUAAUUUAU
Sclerotinia trifoliorum is the source of this 1386-nucleotide messenger RNA. NCBI's taxonomy places the organism in Eukaryota, Fungi, Ascomycota, Leotiomycetes, Helotiales, Sclerotiniaceae. The record is from the annotation of a GenBank genome assembly.